Iphiclides podalirius (scarce swallowtail) is the source of this 2106-nucleotide messenger RNA. Lineage: Eukaryota; Metazoa; Arthropoda; Insecta; Lepidoptera; Papilionidae. The record is from the annotation of a GenBank genome assembly.
AUGGAGCAUCCGGCGUUCGCUGAAGCCGGCGCCAGCGCUGGCGUCGAAGUGUGGACUAUUGAGAAAUUCGAACCGGUACCCGUCGAGAGGAAACUGUACGGAAAGUUCUUCAACGGAGACGCCUAUAUCGUGCUGAAGACAACCGGCGAGGACACGUUGUCCUACGACGCUCACUUCUGGCUGGGCGGAAAGAGCACCCAGGACAAGUGGGGCUCCGCCGCGAUCUGGACGGUGACCCUGGACGACAUGCUGGGCGGCAGGGCGGUGCAGCACCGCGAGGUGCAGGGCCACGAGUCGAGCCAGUUCCUGGGCUACUUCCAGCCAGCUGUCCGGUACCUGGAGGGGGGGAACGAAUCCGGUUUCAACGCGGUGGAGACGAACGCCGGGGCGGAGAAGCGUCUCCUCAAGCUUUCCGGCUGCGAGAACAUGAGGAUCGAAGAGGUCCCCGCGGAGUCCACGUCGCUGACCAAGGACCACUGCUUCAUCCUGGAGGUGGACCACGACAUCUUCGUGCUGAUGCCGGAGGGCGCCAAGGCCACGCAGCGGAGGAAGAUCAUCAGCGUAGCCAACACGCUCCGAGACGACUAUCACAACGGGAGGGCCACCAUUGAAAUCAUCGAUGACUUCUCGUCUGACGAAGACGUCGCGUUGUUCUUCGAAGCACUCGGUUCCGGCUCUAAGGAAGACCUGGUAGAUGACGACUCGACCCAGACGUACAGCCGAGAGGAUAUCUCUGCGGUAUACCUGUACCGCGUCCUAGAUGGUGACGAGCUGGACUUGAUCUCGCUGAGCAAACCCUACAAGCAGCGGCAACUGUCCUCGGCUGAGGUGUACAUAUUGGACACCCCAUGCUCAGGAGUGUACGUGUGGCUCGGUGCCGAGCUGGACUCCGACGUCAAGAAGAACUACAACGACAUCGUCCAGAAGUACUUGGACGUGAAGGGCUACCCGGCCUGGGUCCACAUCACCAGGGUAGCAGAGGGUAACGAGAGCAGCACCUUCAAGCAAUACUUCCACAACUGGGACACCGUCAGCCCGUCGUCGCGGAGUAUGCUUACGGAAACUGACGCCGGCUACUUCUCCGGUGACGCCGAAGAUUCCGACGCCAUUGCCAAGUUCAUUGGCAAGAGCGCGUCUGCCAGAGGCUACAUGCCAGACGACGGAGAUGGCAGCUACACCGUCACUCGCGUAACAGGCGAGGGAGAGGAUAUUACGGAGAGGAUCGUCGAGAAGCCAGUCCUCUAUCAGAGCGAGGUCUACCUGAUCAAGUACCAAUACACCGAUAACAGCGGCGAAGACGCUUACAUUGUAUACGUUUGGAUCGGAACGGACGCGGACGCCACCGAUAAAGAAGCGGCGCUGGAGAUGGCUUCGCAGAUCGACCAGGAGUUGGGGGAGAGUGUCACGGUGGUGAAGGUUCCAGAAGGGAAGGAGCCUAAGCACUUCUUGAGCAUCUUCAAGGGCUACCACACAUUUUGGUGGUUGCCAAAGACCAAAAUUCAGUUCAGUAUCAUCGAUAUAGGUUAUUUUCUAAAUCGUAAACAGGAGUCCCACCCUAAGGAGCAAGAAGCGGCCAUUAGCUUCGUCCAGGAAGUGCUUGGUGAGGAUGCGGACCUUAAGGUGGUCGAGCAGGGGGAGGAGAGCGAAGAGUUCUGGGAGUAUUUGGGCGGCGCGCCCGAGGACAGGGAGGACGCGUCCGGCUGGCGUCUGACGGUCAACCGGCGGGUGACCACCCCGCUGACCCUCACGGCGGUGGCCGUCACGAUCGCCGGCAAGAUCCGCUUCGAGGAGCUACCACCGGACUUCGGUCAACAGGACCUCUCUGACGACGGCGUCUACGUCCUGGACACCGGUGAGGAGUUGUACCUGUGGCAGGGGAAGAACACCCCAGACAGGGUUAAAAUGGCGAGAAACGAUAUUGUUCAGGAGUACAUAUCCGAUGACGGACUAGACAGGACCGUGGACACUGCAAUCCUGGUGUCAGUUAAGCAGGGAAAGGAGCCGGCCAUCUUCAAGAAGUUCUUCCCUAGUUGGGAAGACGACAUGUGGGAGAAUCAAACUUCCUAUGAGGACAUCAAGAACGAGACAAAAUCAACGAACUCUAAA